AUGUCAGUCAAGGCAGAUGCUACUGAGCAGGUGCGAUUCCUGGUGCACUGCAUCGGAAACGCCCAGAAUGGACGACCUGAUUUCAACGCCGUAGCUACUGAGAUGGGCAUCGUCUCCAAGGCUGCAGCCCAAAAACGUUAUGAGAGACUGCUCAAGCAGUACAACAUCACCCGCAAGCCAAACCUGGCAUCUGCUACCACUAAUGGUGACAGCGACUCUACUCCCAAGAAGGCCAGCCCCAAGAAGCGAGCUGCCCCCGCCGGAGUCAACGGCAGCCCUACCAAGAAGCGCGCCGGCCGCGGCGUCAAGAAGGAGGAGACUGACGAGGACGAGGAUAAGCCUCCCAAGACUCGCUCUCCCCGCGCUGCCGCCCAGAAGGCCGAGGCUACUUCUGGUGACUCCUCCGAGGAGAAGCCCGUCAAGGACGAGCGCGAGGAAUCUCCCCUCUCUGGCGAGACGGGAAUCUGGAAGUUACGAUGUGUGUUGGUUGGGUACGACUUGCUCUCAGCGCUGGCUGCGAACAUUGGAGACACUCAUGAUAUUUUGCCCAACAGGAAAUUUGGUCUGCUUUUUUUGCUCUUUAUUUACUAA
Clonostachys byssicola is the source of this 591-nucleotide messenger RNA. The record is from the annotation of a GenBank genome assembly. NCBI's taxonomy places the organism in Eukaryota, Fungi, Ascomycota, Sordariomycetes, Hypocreales, Bionectriaceae.